AUGGUGGAGCUAAGCGAGACCACCUUAAUGCAACUCAGUGCAAUUCCCAUUUUAUACUUCCCGCUCGAAGUAGGUGCGGUCAGUGCUGGUAGAGUAGGUGCGGUCAGUGCUGGUAGAGUAGGUGCGGUCAGUGCUGGUAGAGUAGGUGCGGUCAGUGCUGGUAGAGUAGGUGCGGUCAGUGCUGGUAGAGUAGGUGCGGUCAGUGCUGGUAGAGUAGGUGACAGUCAGUGCUGGUAG
Messenger RNA from Lodderomyces oxycetoniae, 237 nucleotides. RefSeq lists its product as uncharacterized. The record is from RefSeq and is a predicted model, not a curated record. The coding region runs from base 1 to 237 and encodes 78 amino acids. The transcript has 2 exons. NCBI's taxonomy places the organism in Eukaryota, Fungi, Ascomycota, Pichiomycetes, Serinales, Debaryomycetaceae.